UGCAUAUCAAAUCGCGCUGGAUGCAACACAGAGUGAUGGCAGUGUUGUUGUAGAAAGAAAGUAUCGCUGGCAAAUUUACAGUGGGGCUAGGCCUAGGCUAGGCCUGAUUUGUUUUUGAAAAUUUUUAAAAAUGUCAAGGACUGUGCAAGAAAGAGCGCUGGAGUCAAGUGCCACAAGACGGCUACAACUGAAACUUGAGCACCCAGUUCAAGGUAUCAAUGCUCUUGACUUACAGGCGUCUGGUGAUAAAAAUCAAGUAGUAAUUGCUGGAAGAAAUGUAUUCAAAAUUUUCAAACUUGAGGACCAUAGUUUCAUAGAAAAACUGGAUUUGAGAGUUGGCAAAAUAAACUUGAAUCUAAGCUGUACUGACGUGGUAUGGCAUCCGUCACAAGCAAAUAUAUUGGCAAGCUGUGCAACAAAUGGUGCUGUUGUUACGUGGAACCUAGAUCAUAUGCGCAGGUCCAAGCAGGAUAAAGUUUUUACUGACCACUCACAAACUGCAACCAAAGUAUGUUUUCAUCCCAAAGAACCAAACAUUCUUUUUAGUGGAUCUAAUGACCAAACAGUGCGAACUUUUGAUUUACGUCAGCCAUUAGAAAGUGCCUGCGUUUCUGUUUUUAAAGUUCAAGAUCGUGUUCGAUAUGUAGAAUAUGACCCUCACAACUACUUCACCUUUGCCUCAGCAACAGACACAGGCAACCUAUUGCUAUGGGAUUUGAGAAAAACAGAUAAAUCUAUGCUUAGUUACCCAACGCAUUCUGGACCUUCCUUUGGAAUCGCCUGGCACCCAGAGGAAACAAACUGGCUGGCUACAUGUGGACGAGAUAAAACCAUUAAGAUUUGGAGCUGGGAUGGACAUAGUAAAUACCUAACUCAAGAACAUGUGAUCAACACUUUUGCACCUGUCUCAAAUAUCAAGUGGCGAACUCAGCGAAAACAUCACAUUACAAGCUGCUCUUUAGCAAUUGAUACUAGUAUUUAUGUCUGGGAUAUCCGUCGUCCAUUUGUUCCAUUAGCGAUGUUUGAUGAACAUAAAGAUGUAGUUACAGGACUUGCUUGGAGAGAUGACUCGCACACAUUUAUAUCAGGAGGCAAAGACAGCAUGUUGAUACAGCAUGUUUUUAAAGAUGGCAAAAAAGCAGAAGAAAAUUCAAGUCCAGUAGGCAUCGGUAUGAACAUCUAUGGUACCAUUUGCCAGGCUGUUUGUAAGCAAGUACUUAAGAAAGACACAGUCUCAUCUAGCUACCAGAACACCAGGCGCCCUAUGAUAUUCCGAAGACAAGAUGCAGAACCACAAGCCAAAGAUUUUGACAGUAAAAUACUAGUAUAUGAAACAAUUGAUGAUAAGUUUCCAGAAAUAUUUAUGAAAACAGCAAAACUUUACAAAUUGCGAGGGCUUCCAUUUGAGCAGCUUUGUGAGCACAAUGCUAAUGUCUCCCGUAGCUUAAGCCGUCAUCAGGUAACCCAGACAUGGCUCAUGCUAAAAUUGUUUUAUAUUGAAACAUCAAACACAAUGAAGAAACCUGUUGAGUCUUUUGCAAAGAGUACAGCAGGGGAGAAUCACCUAAAAGGAUUGUUUGAAGCUGAGAAAGUCCUGAACAAGCCAUCAGAUAAAAAGUCAUCAUUGACAAAUGUUACGGGAUUAGACUCUACAACGGGUAUAACUAGUGAUGAAUCACAAAGUGACAGCGAGGUUGAUCCUAAGUUUGCUGUUGCUGCAUGCAACCACAAACAGAAUCACCAACAAGGUGGCUAUUUCUUCCAAGAGAGUGAGGAUGAUGAAGAGUAUGGUGAUAUUCAAGGCACCGAUGGACCCGAUGAAUUUGAUGAGCUACCAUCUGAGGCUUUCCUACCAAGACAUGAGCUCAUUGACAGACCACCUUCACCAACCUUAUCAAAGGAGAGGUCUCGUCCAGAAUCACCAGUCAGUGCUGAAGAAGCUGAAGUCUGCAAUGCAUUUGUUUCCAAGUUACAAGACUCUGUAAUUCCAUCUUACAAACCAAAUUUUUCUGGUCCACAACUCAUGGCCAGGUGUCAACCAAUUAUUGUUGACAUGUUGAAAUUCUAUGCAGAACAGGGAGAUGUACAAAUGUCAGUAUCAGCUCUGAUUGUACUUCAAGACAGAAUCCGGGGAGAAAUAGAUGAUGAGAUGCAGGAACACUGGUUUACUUCUUACAUAGAUCUUCUCCAUCGCUUUAAAUUGUACACCUGUGCCAAUGAUAUCAUCAAACUCUGUAAGUUAGAAAAAGUUGGCAGUAUGAACCAGCUCUCCACAGUUAUCUACACUAAAUGUAACCGAUGUCAACAUGAUCUAGAACAUUGCGGAUGGGCCUGUAGGCACUGUAACCACCAGACAAAUACCUGCUCCAUUUGCCAUCUACCUGUAAAAGGGUUGUACGCAUGGUGUCAGGGUUGCAGUCAUGGUGGCCAUCUUUCGCACAUAUCUGAUUGGCUGAAGGACAACAAAACAUGUCCCACAGGGUGUGGUCACAUGUGCGAGUACAUCUGAAUGAACUGAAUUUCAAUUAUCAAUUGAAGCAUUCCGGUCUUCAAUCAGCCGCUGCUCUUCCAUUAACGAGAGCAGUUUAACUCAGUCGGCUAAACUGGUGGUAGCCACUGUGUGCACCGUUGAGAUCUCUAGGUCCCCGGUUCAAUUCCCAUUGCUGCCUUUCCUUGUCUUUCAGCUGGGGGUCUGAAAUGCAAGUUAAAUGAAAUUGCACUAUCUUUCGGAUGAGAUGUUUAAGCCGUUGGUCCCAUGUGCAUAAUUAUUAACGCAGAAAACUAUUCGAAAUAAAGUAGGGGAUUGUCUACCGUUGUGCUGCCUAUGCACCACCAGAAGGACCCUACUGGAAAUAAGUCUUCUCCUGACUUUCGUAGGUUAUCAUUGGUGUUUACAUUGAAUAAUCCAUCCAUCCCAACUACUGUACUAGAGUAUGGAAGCAUCAUCAUUAGGUCUUCUAUCAACUAAGAGAGUAUGAUUAUUUAUGUGUCAAAAGCAGCUGUAUUGG
Molecule: messenger RNA, 3008 nt
Organism: Anneissia japonica
Lineage: Eukaryota; Metazoa; Echinodermata; Crinoidea; Comatulida; Comatulidae
Product: GATOR complex protein WDR24-like
Exons: 17
Coding region: 131-2509 (792 amino acids)
Biological process (GO): positive regulation of TOR signaling
Molecular function (GO): protein binding
Source: RefSeq, a predicted model, not a curated record